AUGGUGGAGAUGCCGGUGGAUCUUCUGGAGCCUCCGAAGUUCAAGCAUAAGCGUGUUCCGAAGGCCUCGGGGUCGCCGCCGGUGCCGGUGAUGCACUCUCCGGCGCGGCCGGUGACGGUGAAGGACCAGCAAGAUUGGAAGAUUCCUCCGUGUAUUUCGAAUUGGAAGAAUCCGAAGGGUUACACUAUUCCUCUUGAUAAGAGGCUUGCUGCUGAUGGGAGAGGCCUUCAGGAUGUUCAGAUUAACGACAACUUCGCGAAAUUGUCGGAGUCUUUGUAUGUGGCGGAGCAGAAGGCGAGGGAGGCGGUGGCAAUGAGGUCUAAGGUUCAGAAGGAGAUGAUGUUGAAGGAGAAGGAGAGGAAAGAGCAGGAAUUGAGAGCCUUGGCACAGAAGGCGCGGUCAGAGAGGAUUGGAGGAGAGAGAAUUGGGGUGUCUGUGGCUGCGGCAGCCCUUCGGCGGGUUGCUGCUCUUAUUUAUUAUAUAUUGCGGGGAAGGGGGGUGUGGGAUGCUAUUUUUGCGAUUGCGAGGCUAAUUGGGGAGUGUUAA
This is a messenger RNA of Cajanus cajan (pigeon pea), 546 nucleotides long. Lineage: Eukaryota; Viridiplantae; Streptophyta; Magnoliopsida; Fabales; Fabaceae. The record is from RefSeq and is a predicted model, not a curated record.